Messenger RNA from Solanum tuberosum (potato), 604 nucleotides. RefSeq names its product calvin cycle protein CP12-1, chloroplastic. The transcript has a single exon. NCBI's taxonomy places the organism in Eukaryota, Viridiplantae, Streptophyta, Magnoliopsida, Solanales, Solanaceae. The record is from RefSeq and is a predicted model, not a curated record. Gene Ontology annotation, biological process: negative regulation of reductive pentose-phosphate cycle. Gene Ontology annotation, cellular component: chloroplast. The coding region runs from base 89 to 463 and encodes 124 amino acids.
UAGUCAUUCCAUCCUCUGCUUAUAUAACCAUAACCUUAUCACACACGUAAAACAUAUCAUAACAGAGUAACCACACACACACACAAAAAUGGCAACAAUUGCUGGUGUUAGUCUCACUAGUCCAAAAUUCUUGGCCAAAAAUUCCAACUCUCCCAAUUCUAAGCCAUUUAAGUUCCCAUGCCUUAACAAUCCAUGGAAAAAAUCAUCAACUAAAUUUGGGCUUGUGUGUGCAGCAACACCAGAUAACAAGCUUUCUGACCUUGUGGCUGAUAGUGUUAAGGGGGCAGAGGAAGCGUGCAAUGAGAAUCCAGCUAGUGGAGAAUGCGCGGCGGCUUGGGAUGUUGUGGAAGAGGCAAGUGCAGCGGCUAGUCAUGCAAGGGACAAGAAGAAGCAGGAAGAUGUUUUGGAAAAUUAUUGCAAGGAAAAUCCAGAGACUGAUGAGUGCCGUACAUAUGAUAGUUGAUACUAGUUUUGUGUUAUUUAAGCAUUAUGCUUUAUUUUGUUCCCAAUUUGAAUCUUGAAUGCUAUGAAUUAGGCUAUUGAUAUGUAUAAUGAAAGGUUCUUCCUCUCUCAAAUACUAUACAAACAUUUUGAUAUUGUCUUU